Molecule: messenger RNA, 610 nt
Organism: Plasmopara halstedii
Lineage: Eukaryota; Oomycota; Peronosporomycetes; Peronosporales; Peronosporaceae
Exons: 1
Coding region: 294-512 (72 amino acids)
Source: RefSeq, a predicted model, not a curated record
UCACGGAUGGUCGCGGGUACAAGCCUGUCUUCGAGGUGCAGUUCUAAUGCCACACUCAUCUGGUUUGGAUAGCACGAACUGAUCUAAUCUGGAAGAGUUAGGAUUAAAAUGGUCCUAGAACUGCUAGGACCUUUCGAAAAUUGAAGGCUGCCAACAACUUCAAGACUCACAUCAACAAAUCUUUCUCAGUGUCAAUUGCGGCUUCAGUGCAUUCCCCAAGAGGCUUUAAGGAUGCGUUUUUCUUCCAGAGUGUGAAUAAAAGCCAGUUUAGCAGUCGUCAUGAAAUCUCGUUGAUGAUGCUUGAGUAUGGAGAUUAUGCUUUACAGGUUCUACUAUUCAUUUUUUUCAAGAAUUGCUUUCUUACAAUAUUGAAAACUCCAGAGGUCACCAUUGUGUUGUCGCCGAAAUGCGCUGACCAAAAGCGUUGUAAUAAAGCAUCCCGAGCAGGUUUGAAUAAGCAUAUUGAUGUACAGCUCGAAUGGCUCUGGAGUGCAAACGGCGACGGGACGUGAAGCGUUUAAAGCAUGUCGAGCAAUAACAUAUGUCUAUAGAUAUGCAUUUGUGCGUUAUUCAGAAGAUUUAUUGGGCUUAAUAAUUUUUUACAUUCGCG